Ictalurus punctatus (channel catfish) is the source of this 2395-nucleotide messenger RNA. RefSeq names its product zinc and ring finger 2a (gene znrf2a). The transcript has 5 exons. The record is from RefSeq and is a predicted model, not a curated record. NCBI's taxonomy places the organism in Eukaryota, Metazoa, Chordata, Actinopteri, Siluriformes, Ictaluridae. Bases 484 to 1077 code for a protein of 197 amino acids.
AUCCGUGCUUUUCACACACAGACCAUAAUAACCUUCGAUUCGUACCGUCUCCCUGAGCACCGGUCGCGCGGAUUGUUUUUGUCGGCGCUCCUGUUAUUAUGUAGCGUCAGGACGUUUCCUUUCUAAUCAGUUCGCACGGCUUGUAUUUGUUUGUUUGUUUGUUUGUUUGUUUUUACUAUGAGCGUAUAAGUUUGACGGAGGUUGUUGACAGUCAGCAGGCCUGUGCACAGUUUUCACACCGUCGCAAAACUUAAGUUACGGAAGAGCAACUAGUGUGCAGCCAUGACCUUUUAUUUGACGCCAUGUAGCGACUCAGUGUAGGAUUAUUUUCCACAUCUGGAGUUUAACCCCAUCCACAUCGGAGGUCAGACUGAGGUUUGACAGCUCGCUGUUUUGUUUUUCUUUUGUUUUCCUUUUGUUUUCAAGGGACGUUGUUUGGUUUUUAGGGCCCGAGCAGCGCGUCCUAAACAUAAACAGACUGAGAUGGGGCCCAAACAGAGCAGUCCGGCGGGUAGUGCUCGCCUCAGGGCUUAUUCAGGCUCGGAUGUGCCCACUUCCACCACCACAGCCGCCGGUUCCGGGAGCGCGAGCGCAGCGGCGAUUCGGUACUACACUGGAAAUCAGCAGCAGGUCGGAGCGCGCGGGCGGUACGCGGCGGACGGCACGAGACCCAACUCGCUUUUUCAGUCCACCUUCAUAGCGCAAGGUAGCGAGACUCAAAGCGACGAUGACGCGGACGGAGACCGAAGUCAGUCCGGUCCGAGGUUACUGAUAGGAUCGUUACCGGCCCACCUGUCUCCUCACCUGCUUGGAGCUGGAUUCAACUGUCCUGUGUGUUCAAAAUUUGUUGCUUCAGAUGAAAUUGACCUUCACCUUGUCAUGUGUCUCACCAAACCGAGACUCUCCUAUAACGAGGAUGUCUUGAUGAAGGACUCUGGGGAGUGUGCAAUAUGCUUGGAUGACAUGGUCCAGGGAGACACCAUUGCCAGACUGCCCUGCCUCUGUAUCUACCACAAAGGGUGUAUCGAUGAAUGGUUUGAGGUGAAUAGGUCGUGCCCAGAACACCCUACUGAUUAAACAAUUGCUAACAUUGCACAGGUUCUCUGAUUUCGUCACUGAAAACUGCACACCCUGUGAUCCAGAACCUCAGUGAUUUUACAAAGACCUGUCAUCACCUCAGAUUCACACCUGUGCCAAAAGACAAUUAAAACUGACUCAGGGAUCCUGCCCAUGUGUGUGUUGUUUUUUUUUUUUUUUUUUUUUUUUUUUUUUUUCCUUCUUCUUCUUCUUCUUCUUCUUCCCCAUUUCCAUUUUAGCACACCAAAGGACAGCAGAGUGCAAAAACACACUGCUGUGUUGAACCAUUUGGGCUUCAGGAUGUAGCGUCACUGUAUUUACACUGGACACAUUUCUUUCCUCCCGAGUAAGAAACAUGUCUCAUGUGAACAAGGACAUUUCAGUCAUUGAACACAGCCACACUGUAGACAUAAAGGAUACUGGGUGUACGUGUACCCAAUUUUGGGAUAAUCAUUCUGUAAAUAGAGAUCUGGAGUAGCAACUAAUUUUCAACUCUCCAUUUAAAAGAAACGGUCCAUUUUAUUUUUUUUUCUAGUGUGGAGAUUACAUAGUCCGGUGCUAAAAUAAUCAAGUGCCGUUUUUUUGCUAAAAUGUGCUGCUAUGUUUCACAGGCAAUAGUUGUAAGUAAAUGAAAUUUUAUUAAAGCAUUUCUUUCUUUUUUUUUCCUUCUUUAUUUAGCCUAUGAGUUUGGGUUCAGAAUUUCACAGGAACAAGCUGUUCAAGGUAAACACAGAACUGAAAGCUCACUGUAAUCUGACCACUUAUUGUUGAUGCUUGUAGUUUUGACGUGUCCAAUGUCACAGUAUGACAUCGUAGAAGUUUUUGGCAAGUCAUUAUUUCAAGUCCAUGUUUUGAUUGUACACUUAAUAUAAGAAUGGCAUAGCCUUAUGUAAGGUGUGUACUGUAGUUAGGCUUAUUACACAAAAAAAAUACUCAGAUCUACUUAUUCAACUGUACUUGUAUUUUUUCUUGAAGGAAAAGAAAAACAUUUUGUAGAAAUGUUAGUGUGAUUUUUUUUUAGUAAUGCCACCAGACCAACACGUUACAGUUAUCUGGAGAAAAAUCCACUUUGAUGAAUUGAAUAAAUAUUGUUAUAUAUGAGUUUGUAAGUUAAAUGUUAUUUGGUUAUUUGCCAGUUCAUUACGAAAUACUACUGCAUCACUGUAAAAUUGCACUGAAGAUAAGUCUAACUUAAGUGCAAUUUCGAAAAAUUUAUAAAUGUCCAUCAAAACCUUUUUUAAUAUUUCAUCACUGCAAAUCUGUAUUUGGCUCCUCAUCAAUUCAUGUCAAAAAUCACAAUAAAGCACUGGGAACCUGU